Messenger RNA from Asparagus officinalis (garden asparagus), 1476 nucleotides. RefSeq names its product putative UDP-rhamnose:rhamnosyltransferase 1. The transcript has 2 exons. The record is from RefSeq and is a predicted model, not a curated record. Bases 145 to 1200 code for a protein of 351 amino acids. Gene Ontology annotation, molecular function: UDP-glycosyltransferase activity. NCBI's taxonomy places the organism in Eukaryota, Viridiplantae, Streptophyta, Magnoliopsida, Asparagales, Asparagaceae.
CAUGAAACCCAUUAUAUACUAGGCUAAAAAAUUUAGACCAUCUAAGUCCAACAUUAAAACGCGUGACCGAUUGAAUCGCUAGAUACAGAGAUCGAUCACUAGUUCACUACCAUCUUCAUCACUAAUUUAGCCUGGAAACAAAAAAUGGCCGGCGACAACCGCAGCCUCCACAUAGUAGUAUUCCCAUGGCUAGCCUUCGGCCACAUGCUCCCAUUCCUCGAGCUCUCCAAAGCCUUGGCCAGGAAAGGCCACAAAAUAUCCUUCAUCUCCACUCCAAGAAACAUCCAAAGACUCCCCUCAUCACAACAACCCUCGAACCUCAUCGACUUCAUCCCUCUUUCAUUCAUUCACAGCUCCGGACCAGACGGCUUGAAUGCGAUACAUAAUAGAGAGCGCCCGGAAAGGCACACAGGUCCGGCUAACCAGAGCAUCGAGGAGUCCAAGAACGUACCUCAAGAAAGCCCUCGACUCCCUCGCAAACCACCUGUUCGCCAUUCAUCAGAAACAGGCCUCCCCAAGCGGCAAGCCCGUAGUUCCCGUAGGCCUAUCCGCCGUCGACUAGAGCUGCGGGAUGACAAGUGGUGUGAGGUGGCGGAAACGAGCGUCCUCGAUUGGCUUAGCAAGCAGAGAUCAAGGUCCGUAGUGUUCGUCGCUCUCGGGAGUGAACUUGCGCUGAGCUCCGAGAUGCUGCACCAAUUAGCCCUUGGACUCGAGAUGUCGAAGGUGCCAUUCGUUUGGGCGUUGAGAAAGCCGGCUAGUUCGCUGAACGACGAAGACUUGCUGCCCAAAGGGUUCGAAGAGAGGUGCAAGAGUUGCGGGAUUGUUGUCAAGGGAUGGGUGCCGCAGGUGAAGAUAUUGGGUCAUGAGUCUGUCGGAGGAUUCCUGAUGCACUCUGGAUGGGGUUCGGUGAUCGAGAGCCUCCAUUUCGGGCUGCCACUCGUUAUGCUGCCUAUAGCUGUUGAUAACGGGAUCAACACGCGGACGAUUACAGAGAAAGGGAUAUCGGUUGAGAUCGAACGAAACGAGGAGGAUGGAUCGUUCACGAAAGAGGCGGUGGCGAAGGCGCUGACGGGGGUGAUGGUCGAGGAGGAGGGAGGAAAAUAUAGGAGGAGAGCUGAAGAAUUGAAAGAUGUUUUCACUGAUAAAGAUCGGCAGGAGAAGUAUGUGAAUGAAUUUAUUCAGUAUCUGAACGAAUCAUGAAGUUGGAAGUUGAGAGGAACAUCACUAAUCUGAGGUGAUAAAAUAAAAGCGUAACGCGUACUAUUGGCUCCUACUUUGGUUAUUUGAGUGCUGUCCCUGAAAUUCGUUGUAUCCACGAUGUUGUGUUUGUAGCUAUUUGUAUCGAUGUCUGCCGUUGUGUUUAUGUUUUUCCUAAUGAAUCUUGUACCCCAUGUAUUAUUAGGAUGUAAACUCUUUCAGUUUUAUCCACAGUCCAUGAUCGUAAAUGUAUCAUAAUCAUAGAGAAGCACAAACCCA